AGUGCCAGUGUCAGUCUACUUUGUAGUUGUCCCUUUUUUUAUGUUUUGAACUAAUUUGAGAAGAACAAAUAAGGUUUUAGCCUCUCUCUUCUUCCUCUUGUACGGUAGAAUAAUUUUAUAACAGACCAUUCCGAAGGUUCUGGCGUGAUAUCUGAAUCGCAGCAAAAAUGGCCGAAUCAGCAGAAUUCCUAUUCCCUUUGGACAAGCUGAAGGAUCUCCUUAACAGCAAUAACAGCAAGUACGAUAUUCACGAAUCGGAUCUCUUAUCGCGCAAUCUCCGUCUGCGACCCCUGCACAAGGAGGACUUCAGCAAAGGCUACCUGGAUCUGCUGGCCCAGCACACGAAGGUGGGCGACGUAUCCGCAGCCAAAUUCGCCGAGCAGUUCCAAACGAUGCAAGCCUACAAGGAUAUCUACUACAUUGUCGUCAUCGAAGAUCUGGCAGCGCACAAGAUUGUCGCUACGGGCACGCUGGAGAUUGAGCAUAAAUUCAUCCAUUCCGCAGCGCUGCGUGGACGUAUUGAGGAUGUGGUAGUGGAUCGGGAAGCCAGCAUCAAAGAUUAUCGCUAUUCUCAGGGAAAUUUGGCUGCGGUGAUUAUGGAUGUGGUAACCACUAUGGGGAAAGUGUUGGGCUGCUAUAAAAUUUCCCUGGAAUCGGAGGACAAUAUUAUCAAGUUCUACGAAAAGUUUGGGUAUAAAGUGGAGCCAGGACAGAACUACAUGGCUGUGCGAUACCGAAGCUGAAUGGCUGCCGAUGCUUACGUUGGAUCUGGCAUUAUUUUUUUAGCGUCGUCACUACACGUCCCGGUGUGUGCGUAUAAUGAUUCGUUUUCCCGGUUUUUAUAAAUCGUUCAAGAAUACAACUAUGAAUUGCUACCCAGUGUUAAUUUUUAAUACAUUCCAAAAAUAAUUUUCUUGAAUUCUUUCCGCAUUCUUUUUUGGUUUCGUCGGAGGUGAAACUUGACAGACUUGGUUUUUUUAUUUGCUUUAGUGUGCUGUUUUAUGGAACGCCUAUCGAGUUGACCGUGGCAGUGUUGAGAAACAGAUGAUAUGAUAUUUAGUGCGUCUUUUAUUCAGAAAGAAAUUAAAAACUUUAGCAUCA
Molecule: messenger RNA, 1101 nt
Organism: Paramacrobiotus metropolitanus
Lineage: Eukaryota; Metazoa; Tardigrada; Eutardigrada; Parachela; Macrobiotidae
Product: glucosamine 6-phosphate N-acetyltransferase-like
Exons: 2
Coding region: 168-743 (191 amino acids)
Biological process (GO): UDP-N-acetylglucosamine biosynthetic process
Cellular component (GO): Golgi apparatus; endoplasmic reticulum; endoplasmic reticulum-Golgi intermediate compartment
Molecular function (GO): glucosamine 6-phosphate N-acetyltransferase activity; monosaccharide binding
Source: RefSeq, a predicted model, not a curated record